Anolis carolinensis (green anole) is the source of this 1565-nucleotide messenger RNA. Its product is annotated as gastrula zinc finger protein XlCGF52.1-like. Gene Ontology annotation, cellular component: nucleus. Gene Ontology annotation, molecular function: DNA-binding transcription factor activity, RNA polymerase II-specific. Gene Ontology annotation, biological process: regulation of transcription by RNA polymerase II. The record is from RefSeq and is a predicted model, not a curated record. The coding region runs from base 1 to 1236 and encodes 411 amino acids. The transcript is spliced from 2 exons. NCBI's taxonomy places the organism in Eukaryota, Metazoa, Chordata, Lepidosauria, Squamata, Anolidae.
AUGGGUUAUGCACCCGGGUCGCUAGCUGUCGCCAUCUCUGCCCAUAUAUGGUAUUUCCUGGGGUUCCUUAACCUCCCGCCUCACUUUAAGUGCUUGGUGUGCGGAAAAUUUUUCCGUAAUAAGAAAAGGUUUGCUCGUCAUGAAGCAGUGCACACCGGAGAUAAAAAGUUUAAAUGCUUAGAGUGUGGAAAGGGCUUCAUUCAGAAGGCAAGCUUCACUUCUCAUCAAACUAUUCAUACUGGGGAAAAACCAUUUAAAUGCUUGGAGUGUGGAAAGAGUUUCACUCAGAAGAUAAGCCUCACCUAUCAUCAAAAUACCCAUACUGGGGAGAAGCCAUUUACAUGCUUGGAGUGUGGAAAGCAUUUCACUCUGAAGAAAAGGCUUAUCUACCAUCAAGCUACUCAUACUGGGGAGAAGCCAUUUAAAUGCUUGGAGUGUGGGAAGAGUUUCACUCAGAAGAUAAGCCUCACCUAUCAUCAAAAUACCCAUACUGGGGAGAAGCCAUUUACAUGCUUGGAGUGUGGAAAGCAUUUCACUCUGAAGAAAAGGCUUAUCUACCAUCAAGCUACUCAUACUGGGGAGAAGCCAUUUAAAUGCUUGGAGUGUGGGAAGAGCUUCAUUCAGAAGAUAAACCUGACUCGUCAUGAAGCAAUUCAUACUGGGGGAAAGCCAUUUAAAUGCCUGGAGUGUGGAAAGUGUUUCACUCAGAAGAGAAGGCUUUUCCAUCAUCAAACUAUUCAUACUGGGGAGAAGCCAUUUAAAUGCUUGGAGUGUGGAAAGUCUUUUAUUCAGAAGGGAAAUCUCACUUCUCACCAAAGAAUUCACUCGGGGGAGAAACCCUUUCAGUGCUUGGAGUGUGGAAAGAGCUUCCGUGUAAAGGGAUGCUUUGUUUCUCACCAGACCAUUCACACAGGGAAGAAACCCUUUCAGUGCUUGGAGUGCGAAAGCUCUUUUACAGAAAAACGAGGUCUAAUUGCUCAUCAAGCAACACAUUCUGGGGAAAAGCCAUUCAAAUGCUUGGAUUGUGGGAAGGGCUUUGCAUGGAAGGCAGGCCUCACACAACAUCAAAAAAUCCACUCUGGGGAUAAACCGUUUCAGUGUUUGGAGUGUGGAAGAUGUUUCAGACUGAAGCAAACCCUACAUCUUCAUCAAGUGACACACACGGGGGCAAGAACCCUUCAAAUGUCCGGAGUGCGGAAAAAGUUUUUGCCAGAAGAAACACCUCCCUUAUUUUAAGAUGUCCACUGUGGGUUAAGUGGAUAGUUAGGACCUGCUAACUUUUCUAUAUCAUUGCGUUCUUUGAAUAAAGUCUUUGUAAGCUUGAAGCUGCUCCUGAAUUGCUAAAGCUCAGUCACUCUAUCGCUGGCACCAGAAGCUUCUGAUUUGCUGAACUGCCGCAACAGCUUUUGUUGCUGAUUAUGUUUAGUUUUUAAUAUUACCACCCUUCCUUCUACUUUUUCAAUUGCUUUCAGUUCCUGGCCAAACUUCUGUUGGACUUCCAGUGUCAGACUCUGGAAGAUCUUGGAGUUAAAAUCAAGCUCACAACAAUAAAAUGCUGGUGACAA